GACUAACUCCUGCUGUUAAAUAUACAGGCUUUAAAGUCUCUGUGGUAACUUAGAGGCUCGGUCAGUGCUAAUUUGUUGGAUAACUAGAUUUGGCUUUUGGGAAAAUGGCUUCGUCUAGAGAACCAAGUGUUGAGCUCUUCAUUAAGGCAGGCCAUGACGGGGAGAACGUGGGGAACUGCCCCUUCUGUCAGAGUCUUUUCAUGGUGCUGUGGCUGAAGGGAGUUAAAUUCACAGUGACCACAGUGGACAUGAGAAAGAAACCAGAGGAACUGAAGGAUCUGGCACCAGGAACGAACCCACCUUUCCUACUAUACAAUGGGGUUCUUAAAACAGACUUCAUCAAAAUUGAAGAGUUCCUGGAGGCAACCCUUGCCCCUCCCAGAUAUCCUAGUCUCAGUCCAGUGAAUAAAGAAUCGUUUGACGUGGGUGCCAAUAUUUUCGCCAAGUUUUCAGCCUUCAUCAAGAACAGUCCAAACAACAGAGUACAAGAACAGGCUUUGCUAAAGGAGUUUAAACGUCUGGAUAUAUUUCUUAACACACCCCUACCAGAGGAGGUGGACCACAACUCCACUGUGGAUGUUACAGUCUCCAAGAGGAAGUAUCUCGAUGGCAAUCGCCUGACGCUGGCUGACUGCAACUUGCUGCCCAAAUUACAUGUUAUCAAGGUUGCAGCUAAGAGGUACUGUAACUUUGACAUUCCUGUUCAUUUCACUGGAGUACAUCGCUACCUGCAGAACGCUUACGAGAGAGAGGAGUUCAGCCAGACGUGCCCGGCCGACAUCGAGAUCGAGAAAGCCUAUCUGAGUGUCGCCAACAAGAGGUCAUAGAUUUCCUGCUGUGCCACUGUUCUGUACAAAUGAAUAAUGUUAAUCCUGUAGAUAUGUUUAAAUGAAAAAGCCAGAUUAGAUUUGGUAUAAGAUUGUAAUACUGUUAAUAUCCUGCAUUGUACUAAAGUAUAUUGUAAUGGUUUAACCAUAAUUACAAUUAUGA
Molecule: messenger RNA, 990 nt
Organism: Trichomycterus rosablanca
Lineage: Eukaryota; Metazoa; Chordata; Actinopteri; Siluriformes; Trichomycteridae
Gene: clic2
Product: chloride intracellular channel 2
Exons: 6
Coding region: 105-827 (240 amino acids)
Biological process (GO): negative regulation of ryanodine-sensitive calcium-release channel activity; chloride transmembrane transport
Molecular function (GO): chloride channel activity
Source: RefSeq, a predicted model, not a curated record